This is a messenger RNA of Nicotiana attenuata, 5134 nucleotides long. RefSeq names its product DNA damage-binding protein 1-like. Lineage: Eukaryota; Viridiplantae; Streptophyta; Magnoliopsida; Solanales; Solanaceae. The record is from RefSeq and is a predicted model, not a curated record. Gene Ontology annotation, molecular function: protein binding. The transcript is spliced from 12 exons. Gene Ontology annotation, cellular component: nucleus. Bases 1 to 1500 code for a protein of 499 amino acids.
AUGGCUUCUGUAGUUGAUCGCCCGCCCUGGCAUGAAUCCAAAUUGAUUAUGUUGGAUGUGCCUAUAUAUGGGAGAAUUGCCACACUUGAGCUUUUCCGUCCUAACGGUGACACACAAGAUCUUCUCUUCAUCACAACUGAGCGGCAUGGAUAUUGUGUCCUUCAGUGGGAUGCUAAGGCACAUGAAGUUAUCACAAGGUCAGUAUGCAAAACUGCAUUUCGUGCUUGUGGGUUGCAUCUUCUCAAACUCAGAACUUCUCCUCUUUGUGGUGUUCUCACUGCUUUUAUUUGUAGAACAAAGGGAGAUGUCUCAGAUCAAACAGGCUAUCCCACGGAUAAUGGUCAGAUUGGUUUAAUUGACCCGGACUGCAGAUUGAUUGGACUGCAUCUCUAUGAUGGUCUGUUUAAGGUUAUUCCCUUUGGUGAGGAAGGCAAACUGAAGGAAGCUUUUAGCAUCUGGUUUAAGCCUCAAGCUUUGGAUCUAAAAUUCUUGUAUGGUUGCCAAAACCCUACAAUUGUUGUUCUAUAUCAGGAUAACAAUGAUGCCCGACAUGUCAAAACAUAUGAGGUGCCCUUAGAGGAUGACCGCCUUACUGAACGCAGAAAAUAUCUUUGGGCUCUGAACAAUCUUGAUAAUGGAGCUUCUUUGCUAAUACCAGUACCUCAGCCAGUGUUUGGUGUACUGAUUAUUGGAGAAAAAGCCAUUGUUUACUGUGACGCUUCAGCUGUUAAUGAUACUUACCCAAUUGGACGUGGCUUACAUUCUAUAAGAGCAUAUGCGCAAGUUGAUGCUUAUCGAUAUUUGCUUGGGGAUCGUAUUGGGGGUCUUCAUCUACUAGUAAUCACUCAUGAAAAGAAGAAAGUUGCUGGAGUCACAAUCAAUCAUUUGCAAGAAACUUCUAUUGCAUCAACCAUUUCAUAUCUAGGUGGCCAUUUUGUCUAUAUUGGCUCAAGCUAUGGAGAUUCACAGCUGGUAAAGCUCAAUCUCCAGCACGAUGUUGGAGGCUCUCCUAUGGAAGUUGUAAAGAGUUUUGUCAAUUUGGGACCUAUUGGGGACUUCUGUGUUGUUGACCUGGAGAAGCAAGGUCAAAGUCAGGUUGUGGCUUGCUCCGGAGCCUAUAAGGAUGGCUCGCUUCGUAUUGUUCGGAGUGCAAUUGGAUUACAUGAACAGGUCUUGUCAUCUAAGUUGUUUUCAGCUAAUGUUUUAUUAUUUAUUCGAAGUGCUACAAUAGCUCAAUCUAUAUGCCAAUGCUCAAUCUAUUCGAAGUGCUACGGAAUGUGGUCCCUUCGUUCAGCUACUGAUCAUUCAUUCUUAGUUGUUAGCUUCAUUCGUGCGACACGUUUUUUUGAAAUGGACCGUGAGUAUGUGCUGAAAGAAACUCCGAUAGAGGGUUUCAAUUCUGAAGACCAGACCUUGUUUUGUCAUGAUGCUGUAUGGAAUCAGCUUGUACAGGGUAAAACAUUUGCAUUGACCGUCUCCAACAAGCAAAUUUCUGGCUGAAAAUCUAUUAAAUAAUAUCUGUAUUUAAUAGACAGUUGCGCAUAAAUUGCCAUGCAGGUUACUCCAAACUCUGUAAGAUUGGUCAACUCUACAUCUAGAGAUCUGAAAGACGAGUGGUUUGCUCCAGAUAGCUGCUCGUUGACUAUUGCAACUGCUAACGCCACUCAGGUUUACUCUUGCAUUUAUCCAUGGCUUAAAGUGACAGCUUGUAUGCGUGACUGAACAGAAGAAUACUUUCCCAGAUAUUAUUGAUUUUCGCGAUUAGUUUAAUUACAAUAACCAUUACGUUGACUUAGAAAAGAAAGCUAUACUUCGAUUUUUACAGCACUGAUUCUUUAGUUGUGCUCAUAGAACUUAUACAAAAUGCAUAACUUAUUUCAAACUGGAGCUCAUCAGUUAAACUGUACUGUCCUCUUUAGGUUGUAAUAAUUGAUUCUUUAUUUUGACUCUGGAAAAUCCAAUUUCCUUGACCAUUCUUUUUCUCCAUCAUAUUUGCGACCUCCCUAUCCAUAGCGAUAUACUAAUGCAUCAGUAAAAUCAGCUCUUUUUACCUUCUAAUGGUUUGUUUUACCAUAAAAGAUCUUGUUUCCAACUAGGCUGCACUGUCUUUGACAAAAAAUAUGGCUGUCUCCACUGAAAAUGAAUCUCUGUUUGUGAUCGACAAACAAGGAGAAAAAGCUGAGUGACAGCAUCAGAGUGUUGGAUACCGACAUGGAAAUGAGACGAGGAAGUUUUGAAUAAGAACAAUACAACACAAAUGUCUCUUUGUAUAUGAAAAAUUCAGAUUAGUAGACAAAGAACAUGCUUUGUGUGAACUCGUAAUGAACAACGUGCAACAUACAUCAUCAGUUUCAUCGGCUCAUUUUAAUAAUUAUGUGAAAACUUUCAUUAAACUGUACUUAGAAAGGUUCUCAUACCAAUCAGAAAAUUUGUGCUAAAAAAGAUGUACAGCAAAAGGAUUCAGAUUCCUCCUAAUUGUGUAUAGAAUCUAUGAAGUCCACAAAGAGUUACAAUAAGAUAAUAGUCAUGACACAAAACUUAAGUUUUGUGCAUCUUAUUAAAAAAAACUAAACCUCGGUGGAACAUGUACGUUUGGGGAAAAUGGGUGAGCUAUGGUCUUCAAAACACUUGCUAUAUCUGUCCUUCCAAGCUAUGCCAGGUCCAAGGUGGUAUCUUCUUCAAUCAGUAUCAUAGAUUAUAAGAUAAAAGAAUAGAUUCAAGUUAGAGAACAUAGUAACAAAGAUAAAAAGCAUCCAUAAGUUGUUCCACACAAUAGAUGGAUUACAAAAAUGCAAUAUUUAGUCCGAGUAUAUGAGCAAAUUCGUCAUGCUCUUUUGUUGAUCUGGGGUCUUUGUCAAGUAAAAGGGGACUGGUCAUUCUGUCUUUUACAAAUUUCAUUUACUAUAGAAGGAAUUUAUAUUUUUGUUUCAAAGACUUUGUUUUGUAUGCUAUGAAUUAUUGUAUAAAGCAAAUGGGUGACAGUUUUCCUGAUUCAAAAAAUUAAAGAUAAAGUAGGACCUGCAUAAUCUUACCUAAUACAGACUAUUUGAGUCUGUGGAACAAGAAUGAGUUCAUGAUUUGCUUCAUAAGAUAAAAAUAUAAUUUGCAAGAGACGGUCUUUAGAUCUCACAAUUAUAUCAUUAUGAAAGCUUGAGUAAAUGAGCACUAGUUUUUGAAGUGAUGUAGAAUAUGAAAGACUUAAAUAGUAAAAUUACUUUAAAAGGUAGUUGGAAUUGCCUUUUUUUCUCGAUUUAUUUAGUAACAGAAAUAGCUAAAUAAUGUGUAAAACAAAAGGAUAUUAAUUAGAUUACUCAAUUUAGAACCAAUUCAGGAUUCACCGGGGCAUGUUCUAGUUGUUGUGACGCCUUUGGAUGUUAUCGAAAGCUAUAGUUUCUUUUCCUUUUCUUUGGUUAUGAUUACCUUUGUCAUUUGUCACUCCUCUCUUCUACCAAUUAGCUCAUCGUGCAGUUUAUUUCUCUCCGUUUUACAGGUCCUGUUGGCUACUAAUGUUGGCGAUCUGGUAUGCCUAAAAAUUGGUGAUGGGUUUUUGGAGGAAAUAAAAAGUGUUAAGUCGGGUUGUUGUGUCUCGUGCCCGGACAUAAACCCAAUUGAUGACAAAGCAAACUCUAGUAGUUUUGCAGCAGUUAGAAUGUGGGAAGACAGAAGUGUCGACAUAUAUUCACUUCCCGGGUUGGAUCUCAUUAAAAUGGAAAAGUUAGGAGGGGAGAUAAUUCCUCGUUCUGUUCUAAUGUGUUCCUUCGAAAGGGUAUGUCCUCUUAUCUUUAUAGCAACCCUUUAUGCCUCAACACAGUAUUUUCUUUUUGGGGAAUGACAAGCAUGGGCAUUGGGUUCAAAUCUGGGGCUGCCUUGUGCGGAAUCCAGGGAUACAACUGGGCUAUAGGUGGGGUACCCUGUGGUCUUUUUUUAUGAGGCACUUUUUAUCGGCUUUCUUAGCAGGUUUCUUCAGAAAGGAAGUUAAUGACUGGUUAUGAUAGUUUUUAAUGCUAUAGGCUCAUAGCCAAACAUGAGUGAUCAUUUGCACAUUCGUUAAUUUUGCUCUAGAAUCAUGCUAGCGUCCUUGGAAGUCCAUCCCAAAACGCAUGUUGAGAUACAUAAGCCUUAAACAUCUGUGUAUAACUGAGCUUCCUCAAGUAUUUCUGAGUUUCAGUUGUCUCCUCAGGCUAACUAAACUUCUUUUUUAAUCGGUAUUCCUUUAGAAUAGCUAUACUGUUGCCCAGUCGUCUUUUAUAAUUUCCAAUACUGCUUCACGUUUCGUUACUAUAUUAGCCUAAUUAACUCCUUUUUGGUUCCACCCUUUUUUUCUCAGUCAACCUUCGAGUCAAAGACCAGAAGUCAUUUACAUUGUUAUCUGUCCUUUUCUACAAGAAUUUGCGAUCCCCAUUUGAAAAGGAAAAAAAAAGUAAAUUAAGAUAAGGAGGAUUAUUUUAAAAGGCGAUGAGAGAGUUGAAAUAUGCAUAUUUUCAGCACCGCUACCGAAUUUUGUUUCCUAACAUAUUUUUGUAUCUCUUCCCCUCUUAUAAAGAAAAUAUAUUCUUGUUUUCUCUCACUCUUAGCUAAUACCUUUUCACCGACAUUGCUGUGUCUGUAUGCUAAUAAGAUAAAAGACAUGAGAGUACAAAAAGUUUUCCGUUUACCUUUUAUGAGAUGACAUAUGGUUGAGGCAGAAAAUUGACUUCCUCAUGCAUUUUAGAUGGAAUUCUAGUGGGUAUGGUUGAAUGAGGUGCAAGUGUCAUUUUGGGGUAUAACUGAGAGCUAACAAAAUUAUCCCAUCAUAAAAAUAGCUGGAUGAAUUAUGACGAGACAUCCUCCUCUAUAGCUUUAGAUCAAAAUAACUGCCUGAAAGUAUAAGUGCAAACUGGCUUUCUUAUCACACUUUAUUGUAUAAGUAUAUGCCCGCCAAAGGAAAAGAUGACUUAGAAAGCAGAAGUAAAAAGAUAUGACUUACCUCAUGGUCCUUAUUAGAGAAGCAAAUAAAUAAAUAAAUAAAAUAAUAUGUCAGUUACCUCAUGCUUUCCCUCUCUUUCUGUAGUACUUGAUUUCCAAUGAUAGCAUCUGCAUUGUAUAUAAAAGAUGAUGACUAGACUUCCGAUGGUUAAAAACAUUUAUCUGAGGA